Messenger RNA from Thalassophryne amazonica, 1315 nucleotides. RefSeq names its product solute carrier family 25 member 4 (gene slc25a4). Gene Ontology annotation, molecular function: ATP:ADP antiporter activity. Gene Ontology annotation, biological process: mitochondrial ADP transmembrane transport; mitochondrial ATP transmembrane transport. The transcript has 4 exons. The coding region runs from base 62 to 961 and encodes 299 amino acids. Gene Ontology annotation, cellular component: mitochondrial inner membrane. Lineage: Eukaryota; Metazoa; Chordata; Actinopteri; Batrachoidiformes; Batrachoididae. The record is from RefSeq and is a predicted model, not a curated record.
AGGACCUUGGUGAGGUUUGGAGCAGUUCAGAGUCUCAUAUCUGCACGAGGAGCUUCCAGCCAUGUCGGACGCGGUGAUUAGUUUCAUGAAGGACUUUUUGGCUGGUGGUAUCGCCGCUGCCAUCUCCAAAACGGCCGUUGCUCCCAUCGAGCGAGUCAAGUUGUUGCUGCAGGUGCAGCAUGCCAGCAAACAGAUCACCGCAGACAAACAAUACAAAGGCAUCAUUGACUGUGUAGUUAGGAUCCCAAAGGAACAGGGCUUUCUUUCCUUCUGGAGAGGCAACCUGGCUAACGUGAUCCGUUACUUCCCCACCCAAGCCCUCAACUUUGCCUUCAAAGACAAGUACAAGAAGAUCUUUCUUGGUGGAGUGGAUCAAAAAAAACAAUUCUGGCGCUAUUUCGCCGGCAACCUGGCAUCCGGUGGUGCUGCCGGCGCCACUUCGCUCUGCUUCGUCUAUCCUCUUGACUUCGCCAGAACAAGACUUGCUGCCGACAUCGGCAAAGGCGCGUCAGAGAGGGAGUUCACUGGUCUUGGAAACUGUCUUGCCAAAAUCUUCAAAACGGACGGCAUUAGGGGACUUUAUCUCGGGUUCAACGUGUCAGUUCAGGGCAUCAUUAUCUACAGAGCAGCAUAUUUUGGAUGCUUCGACACAGCUAAAGGAAUGUUGCCAGAUCCCAAAAACACACACAUCAUCAUCAGCUGGAUGAUCGCCCAGACUGUCACUGCAGCCGCCGGUCUGGUCUCAUACCCCUUCGAUACCGUCAGACGUCGUAUGAUGAUGCAGUCUGGACGUAAAGGAGCGGACAUCAUGUAUAAGGGCACAAUCGAUUGCUGGAGGAAAAUCCUUAAGGAUGAGGGAUCAAGAGCCUUCUUCAAGGGCGCCUGGUCCAAUGUGAUCCGAGGCAUGGGUGGGGCCUUUGUGUUGGUGCUGUACGACGAAAUCAAGAAGUUCACAUACUAAACGUUCAAAUACACCAGUCCUCAAGGAAACCCUUCACCUAGCUUAAGUCUUAACGGUUCUAACAGAGUAAAACAGCUUGUGGUGAGCCACGGUGUGGGUGUGUCCUUUUUGUGACUGCCUGGCACACGUGUGCACCGGGGUUAACGCACCUCCUCGGAAUCUGUACAUAUAUCUAUGACGCACCGCAGAGCAGUGAUCAGCAGAGUUGUACUGAUGCAAAGGAUGACGUCACUACUGUUCCUGUGUAAUUAAGCAGUUUGUGCAACAGUUGCUCAGGCCCAUGUGUUCUGUUGUGAUCCUUCUUAGUCGUGUAUGACACCUCAUUCUUUUAAUAUGAAUAAAGAUUUAUUAGUA